GUUAUGUUUCGAGCGUACAACAAAUGUGAAUUCGAAAACUUUAAAAUGCUGUGAACAUUGAAUAAGAUGAACAAUAUGUCAGAAAAUCAUUUUAUAGUAAGCUAGAUGAAGUAUCAAGUCAAACUUAUUUACUUCAAGCAAUACGAGCAGUCAUGAGCGAAGAAAAGAGUGUAGAAGAGUACAGGUUGAAUGCUGAUGAAGAGCUUAGGUUUGAAGUUGAGGCCAAUGCCUCAGUCCAAAUGGAGCUUCUGGAAGGAAUGGCAGAGGUUUUUGGAUCAGAACUGACGAAAGGAAAAAUCUACAACUUUGACCAGGGAGCCAAAGUAGCAGUCUUCACCUGGCAUGGCUGUCUCAUUAAGUUGCAAGGAAGAACAGAGGUAGCUUAUGUUGCCAAGGAAACUCCCAUGGUAAUGUAUAUAAAUACCCAUGCUGCACUAGAACAAAUGAGAGAAAAGGCUGAAAGUGACAAUACCCGAGGACCAAGGGUGAUGAUUGUCGGACCCACUGAUGUCGGAAAGAGCACUCUGUCUCGCCUACUACUGAACUACGCAGCCCGCCUCGGAAGGGCACCCAUAUUUGUUGACCUAGAUGUUGGACAGGGUCAGGUAUCUAUACCUGGGACGGUGGGGGCCGUCGUGGUUGAGCGACCCGCUGAUGUAGAGGAAGGGUUCCACCUGAACGCUCCGCUGGUCUUCCACUACGGUCACACAUCCCCCUCCACCAAUCCCCAGCUUUAUAAACUCCUGGUGUCCAGGAUGGCCGAAGUCACCAAUAUGAAGUGUGACAAACAGCGUAAAUUUAGUAUCAGUGGAGUGGUCAUUAACACAGGGGGAUGGAUACAGGCAUUUUCAUAUAUAAUCCUAAAACAUGCAGCAGGGUCUUUGCAUGAAGUGGAUGUGAUUAUUGUCCUGGACCAGGAAAGGUUGUAUAAUGAACUGAAGCGUGACAUGCCUGACUUUGUCAAGGUCAUACUACUGCCCAAAUCAGGAGGGGUCGUUGAGAGAAAUCAACAUCAGCGGUCAGAGGCCCGAGACGUCAGGAUCCGGGAAUAUUUCUACGGGGUCAAGGUCAAUGGCAAGGACAGCUUCUUCCCCCACCCCAUGGACAUUCCCUUCAGCUCUGUCAAGCUGUAUAAAAUUGGAGCCCCUGCCCUGCCAGAUGCCUGUCUACCUCUGGGAAUGAAGGCACAGGACAACAAGCUUAAAUUAGUGCCAAUCAGACCAGGAAUAAAUAUUCUACACCAUGUGUUCAGUGUAAGCUCAGCAUCCAGUAUAGAGGAUAAUGUGAUCGAGUCCAAUACCUUAGGCCAUGUUGUCAUAUCAGGGUUAGACACGGAAAAAGAAACCUUCAACAUUCUUUCCCCCAACCAGAAUCCUCUACCAAACGACAUCCUGCUGAUAUUAGACUUACAAUUUAUGGACAUUGAAAUCUAGACUAAUGCUAAGAAUGUUUUUAUAGAAAAGUGUUUUAUUCGGCACAUGAUUGGAAGGACAUUUUAAGCUUUUUAAGUUAGAUGAUUUUCUUUUGACAACAUGUGAAAAUGCUACUACUGUGAUAUCCUUUGGAGGAAAAUCCAUGGAGGAAAAUCAAGAAGAAGAAGUGAAAAGAAAUGAAAAGAGUUUAUUAAUAAGGAUAAUAGGAUGAAAAGAGGACCAUUUGAUUUAACCCAUGAGUGUAUCUGUAGUGAAAAAAAGGUUAAGAAAUUGAAGCGAUCAAGAAUCUGCAUGACUAGUGAUUCAUAAAAUGUUAAUGGAUAAAAUAUCUGCAGUGAACAGGUUUUUAACAAAGCAAAUGUCUGCUGUCACAUUUAUGCAUUUUUGUCCACUGCCAAUACAAUUUAUUAAAGUAAAAAUUCACUGAA
This is a messenger RNA of Saccostrea cuccullata (small rock oyster), 1861 nucleotides long. Its product is annotated as polyribonucleotide 5'-hydroxyl-kinase Clp1-like. The transcript is spliced from 13 exons. Bases 153 to 1433 code for a protein of 426 amino acids. Gene Ontology annotation, cellular component: mRNA cleavage factor complex; nucleus. NCBI's taxonomy places the organism in Eukaryota, Metazoa, Mollusca, Bivalvia, Ostreida, Ostreidae. The record is from RefSeq and is a predicted model, not a curated record. Gene Ontology annotation, molecular function: polynucleotide 5'-hydroxyl-kinase activity. Gene Ontology annotation, biological process: tRNA splicing, via endonucleolytic cleavage and ligation.